This is a messenger RNA of Medioppia subpectinata, 1373 nucleotides long. The record is from the annotation of a GenBank genome assembly. Lineage: Eukaryota; Metazoa; Arthropoda; Arachnida; Sarcoptiformes; Oppiidae.
ACUUUAAGGUACAGUAUAUAAACUAUGCGUACAAACAUUAUUUGUACUACAAACUAUGAUACAGUAUUAACUUCAGUAUAAUCCGUCUAGUAACAUCUAUAAUUAUGACUCACCUUAAACUAUUAAUAUGCAUCGCAGCCGUGUUGACCAUGUCAUGCAUGGCCAGGGAUGACAGUCAGGCGUUGACAGCACCCAUGGGUUGGCUAUCGUGGACUCGCUAUGCCUGCGAAACCGACUGCAAACGGUAUCCCAAGGGCUGUAUCGACGAACACCUGUACAGAGCGCAGGCGGACGCUAUGGCCGCCGACGGGUACAGAGAGUUGGGCUAUAAUUAUAUCAAUAUUGACGACUGUUGGAGCGAAAUGGAAAGGGAUGCCCAAACGCACCGCUUGGUGGCCAACAAACAACGUUUCCCAAGUGGUAUGAAAGCGUUGGCGGAUUAUGUCCACUCCAAGGGACUCAAGUUAGGCAUUUACGGCGAUGUGGGGCCUAAAACAUGCGCCGGAUAUCCGGCACAAAAUGGUGUGAAUGGUAGCAAUUAUUUCGCUUUGGACGCCAAGACCUUUGCCGAGUGGGGUAUCGACUCAUUCAAGUUUGACGGUUGUAAUGAAGACGCGCAUCAUUUUGACGAUCUCUUUCCCAAAAUGGGUAAAGCGCUCAACGAAUCCGGUCGCCAUAUACUAUACAUAUGCGAGUGGCCAUACUAUCAAUUCCAACACAAAGAUAUCAAGAUUAAUUAUCAAGCAAUCGCCGAUACGUGUCACGUGUUUAGAAACUAUAACGAUAUUUGGCAGAAUUGGCCCUCCAUUGAAAACAUUAUUAACUUUUACGGCGAUAACUAUGAUUUAUUUGACAAACAUCACGGUCCCGGACAUUUCUUUGACCCAGAUAUGGUAGUGGUUGGUGACUACGGUAUGUCACACGAACAAAGUCGCACCCAAUUCGCGCUGUGGGCCAUGUUUUCUGCGCCAUUGUUUUUGUCCAACGAUUUGCGCGACAUUUCGCCCGAAGACAAGAAAAUACUACAAAAUAAGGCCAUUAUUGCAGUAAAUCAGGACAAAAAUGCAUUUAUGGCCAAACGUGCAAACUGGGACCAGGCAUGGGCAAAACGGGUUGAGCCCAAAGUAAAUGGACAAUGGUCGUACGCCAUACUCUAUAUUGACACAAACGGUAUUGGUGAAAAACAUUACAGAUCACAUAAGGUGUCCGAAUUGAUUCCAGAGGCAAAACCCGGUACUGAAUACGUGGUUCACGACCUAUACCUCGAUGAGGGCAAAGAGAUUUUGGGUACACUUAAAGCGGCCGAUAAUCUCGAGUUAUUAGUGAAAACGGGCGGCUCGUGUCGUAUGGUUAAACUCGUGCCUAAAAAAUAA